AUGGCGAUGCCCGUGCAGUCUUCGCCCUAUUCUGGAAAUGUUAUUACUACAGAACUUAUACAAAAGUAUUUGGACGAGAAUAAGCAGCUGAUCCUGGCGAUCCUCGACAAUCAGAAUUUGGGAAAACUCAAUGAAUGCGCACAAUACCAGGCUAGGCUUCAACAGAAUCUUAUGUACUUAGCUGCGAUCGCCGAUGCGCAGCCUCAAGUUCCUCCUCCUCAGGCUCCAACGGUUCAGCCAGGUCAGACAUACACGCAGCCUUCAGCAGCGGCGCAGCCUGUCCCAGCAGCUCAAGUUCCAGGCCAGCAGAAAAUGAGGGCCGUCGUUUCUCUACUGUUGCUGCACGCAUGUCUACUAUCUUCGUAUCGCCUCGCCGCAGCGCGCAUCUCGACGCCCACCGAAUUGGACGGCGCCGCGAGUAGCAGCAGCCAUCGUGAGCUACAAGCGUCGUGCCCUGCGGGCGUGGUGUGUCCGGCGGGCGCGACUUGCGUGGUGGACGGCAGCGGCUACCCGUUCUGCAAGUGCGCGGCGGGGCAGGCCAUCAUCAACGGCGUGUGCGCGCCGGCCGCCAGCUGGGCCACCGUCGGCACCAACGUCGUGCUGUACAACCGCGCCUCGUACACCAACUCCCCCAAAACACUCGCGCCCGCUGUGCUGCGCGGCGCGGCGCCGAACACGAGCGCGUGCGUGAACCUGCCAGCGGCGUUCAACGGGACGGUGGGCUCGUUUCGCAUCAUGUGGAACGUGAACGACGGCGUGGCGGACCACCUGGCCGCGUUGACCGCGUGCAGGUCGGCGAGCGGAAUAAUCGCGACGGGCAGGUCCAUCUCGUGCCAGGCCGCCAUCGCCACCAACACGUACCCCUGCGCCACCAAGACCUGCCAGGCCAACGCCUCGUGCUCCGUCGUCAACGGUGCCGCCGUGUGCACGUGCAACGCUGGAUACAGCAUGGUUGGCGGGCAAUGCGUUGUGCCCAACCCGUGCACGGGGUACACCUGUCCCGCCAACUCAGCAUGCUCAAAUGUCAACGGUGUUGCCACAUGCACGUGCAACUCUGGUUACCAGAUGGUCAACGGCCAGUGCGUCGUGCCCAACCCGUGCACGGGGUACACCUGUCCCGCCAACUCAACAUGCUCCAACGUCAAUGGCGUCGCCACGUGCACGUGCAGUACUGGUUACCAGAUGGUCAACGGCCAGUGCGUUGCAAUCACCGACCCCUGCACAACCACCACGUGUCCCGCCAAGGCCACGUGCAGCAGCGUGAAUGGCGUGGCCACGUGUGUGUGCGCCGUGGGCUACACCAUGGUCAGCGGCGCCUGCCAGCCGGCCGCGCCGUGCUCGUUGGUGACAUGCCCGGCCAACUGCACGUGCUCCUCCGCCAAUGGCGUCGCCAAGUGCAACUGCCCCAAGGACCUGUGCUACGGGGUGAAGUGUCCCGACGUCUCUAGGUGCACCUUCCUGCUUGGCGCGCCCGUGUGCACGUGCCCUCCGCCCUACACGCGCCUCAUCGACAACAAGUGCACCAACGCCACGCUGCCCUUUUCCAACUAUCUCGACAAUCACAACGCCGCCAGGGCGGCGGUGGGCGCCAUUCCCCUCGUGUGGAACGCCACUCUGGCAACGAGGGCGCAGGCGUGGGCAACAGCGCUGACCAACAGCACGUACAACUGCGGGCUGUCACACGGCGGCAACAGCGGCGAGGGGCAGAACCUGUCGGGCGCCAGCCCCUCGGGGUGGGCCUCAGAUGCGGCGGCCGUGAGCUGGUGGGUGGGCGAGGGCGACCUCUACUCGUACGCCGUCUUCUCGGGGGGCUGCAGCACCGGCAACUGGGCUGACUGUGGUCACUACACGCAGGUCAUUUGGAACAACACGCGCACCGUGGGCUGUGCCAAGGCAUCGUGUGGCACGAGUGCAGAUGUGUGGGCGUGCCACUACUACCCGCCCGGCAACUAUGGCGGGCAGCUGCCCUAUGUGCAAGACCCGUGCUACCGGGUGGCAUGUCCGUCCACAGCGACGUGCACGGUGCGGUACGGGCAGGCGGUGUGUGUGUGUGGGGCGGGGCAGGUGCUGGUGAACAACGCCACGUGCCAGCCCGACCCCUGCAGCAGUGGCAGUACCACGUGCCCCGGCAACCUCGUGUGUGACGGCUCCUCCGGCUCCGCCCAGUGCGCCUGCCCCACCGGCCUCGUGCCCAUCAGUGCAGACACCUGUGUCCCGCCGGCGUGUGUGGGAGCGGUGUGUCCGGCGCAGGCGACAUGUGCGGUGGACGGGAGUGGGUACCCGUUCUGCCAGUGCCCCACGGGGUGGUACAUGAGCAGCAACGUGUGUGUGCAGGGCACACCCACAGCCGUGGCGGCCACGAGCCUGGCCAUCUACAACAACGCCUCCUACACCUCCACUGCCCCCGCGCUGGGCCCCACGCUCGUGCGCACGGGGCUGCCCGCCAACUCGUCGCGCGGCAGCUGCGUCGACAUCCCCGGCGGCAUCGCCGCGGCGUCGCUGCGCGUGCUGUGGAACGUGCCCGACAGCACGGGGGCACCCAAGCAGUCGUGCGGGCUGCUGUGGUUCUGGACCAGCGCCUCCUGCUACGGCUCCGCCACCGGCUAUUACCGCCCCGCCGGCGAUGUCACCAACUUCGCCACCACAUCGGGCAACGUGGCCCUCGUCAAGGCCGUUGCCUGCGCCAUCUGA
Messenger RNA from Closterium sp. Yama58-4, 2691 nucleotides. NCBI's taxonomy places the organism in Eukaryota, Viridiplantae, Streptophyta, Zygnematophyceae, Desmidiales, Closteriaceae. The record is from the annotation of a GenBank genome assembly.